AUGGUAGAGACAGGUCUUCCGGCAGGAUGGGAGGUUCGCCACUCCAACUCUAAGAACCUUCCCUACUACUUCAACCCUAUGACAAAAGAGUCUCGCUGGGAGCCGCCGGCCGACACAGAUACCGAGAAGCUCAAGUUCUAUAUGGCCAACUACCACAGCGGACCCGCAGGACGCUCUGACGGAAACGGUCACAAUGAGGGCAAGAUUCGCUGUAGCCACCUUCUCGUCAAGCACCGGGAAAGUAGGCGGCCUAGCAGCUGGAGGGAAGCUGAAAUCACCCGUUCGAAAGAGGAGGCCAUCGAGAUCCUCCGCGGCCACGAGGCGCGCAUCAAUGCGGGAGAAGCCAGUCUGGGUGACAUUGCUGUAUCGGAGUCAGACUGCAGCAGUGCCAGGAAACGUGGAGAUUUGGGUUUCUUUGGACGGAAUGAGAUGCAGAAAGAGUUUGAGGACGCCGCCUUUGCACUCCAACCCGGUCAGGUCAGUGGGAUUGUGGAGACGGCCUCUGGUGUCCAUUUGAUUGAACGGGUUCAGUAA
Molecule: messenger RNA, 534 nt
Organism: Aspergillus niger
Lineage: Eukaryota; Fungi; Ascomycota; Eurotiomycetes; Eurotiales; Aspergillaceae
Exons: 4
Coding region: 1-534 (177 amino acids)
Cellular component (GO): nucleus; cytosol
Molecular function (GO): peptidyl-prolyl cis-trans isomerase activity; protein binding
Source: RefSeq, a predicted model, not a curated record